AUGGACAACCUGAAGCCUUCGCAGCUUGUUUUCCAGUCCGUCUUCACUCGGCGGUGUAUCAUUGCAUCUUACUGGCUUGUCGUUCUCCUGGCAUUGCCUCUCUGGUGGACAACAACAAGUAUCGACAGAUUGUCUUUACCGGCUUCGCGUGUCGUCGCCCAGCAGAGCCGCGAGCUGGUCUUUCCUGUGGAUGUACAACUCGACUUGUCCGCUUUUGACAAGAACGUCAACUCUACAGCGUUAAAACAAGGCGUACAGCAGCUGCUGCGGGAAUUAGAUGUACAGCAGUCGGGAGGACUUUGUAUCCACAUCAAUCCAGAGAAACACUCUGAUGGUGCGUACCAGGUAGUACUUCGACAUGGAAAUGAAGAUCCCACUGUGGAAGGUAGGCGACUGUUGUAUGAGAUACCUGAGACAAUGUCAAGUCUCGCGGCCAUGCAAUUGGCCGAUACACUGGCAACGCUGUUAGUACCGUACACCACUCUACGCAGUCCCCGGCAUGAGGCGGAGCACAUCGUGAAAUAUUCACCUCGAUACCGUCUUGCAUUCACUUUGUUGAACCAGGACGCCGCAACCGGGAUAGGUGCUCUAAGCUGGGAUGUUCGUGAAUCGAUAUCUAAACACAUUGCCCCCACUUUGGAGAAACUCUCUUUAUUGCAUAACUUCACCGUGGAAAGCCAAAUACAGUUCCACGCUCCUCUGGCCUUUCGACCGCGAUCUGUGCUCGUAGACGACAAGGAAGAAUUUGCAUUGACACAAGAGGAUCUCACUGUCUUCAUCAACUCGGCAGAAUGGACUCUGUCCUCGAGUGUGUCCAAUGACCCAGUGUUACACCUUAUCUUAUUUAUUCCUUCCGCGACCAGCACACCGUUGCAUAUUCUCAGCCGUGACGGAUCUAUCUCAGCUUCGAACGCCUUCAUCCUCCCACAAUGGGGCGGCAUCGUCAUCAUGAAUCUGCCAUCCUCAACUCCAGGACCGUCCCACCUGCCAGCAUCCACCCUCGACAGCGUCUUCGCCAUCUUUCGCUACCAGCUGACGACUCUGCUGGGCGUGCCUCCGCUGCCGGCGCACAUCCACUGCAACGAUUCCGAGACAUUCUCGGACUGGCAGCUCGACGCUCUGCUCCGCAGACGCGCCGUCGAAAACGAGAAAGGCAGCAAGGAGACGCUGAAGAGCAUCAUCAGCCUGGUCGCACAGAUCGAGAAUAUGCCUGUGGGCCAGGAUGUCAAGGGCGAUGUGCAAGGGGCGAUCUCUGCUUUGGAUGAGAUGUACUCGGCGGCGGCGGCGGCGUCAUCGUCCGCGCUCGCUCUCAGCUACUCCAGCAAAGCGUUCACCCUCGCCUCUCGUGCGUUCUUCAACCCCGGGAUGCUGGCGCUGCUGUAUUUCCCUGCAGAACACAAGUACGCUGUAUAUACCCCGCUCUUCGCUUCGGUAGCUGCUCCGCUCGUCGCUGCGUUGGUCAGAGAGUUCAUGGCGUGGAAGCGGUCGCGCAAAGCUUCGGCCGACGAGUCAGGGUCAAGUAGGGCGGUUAACGAUUCUGAGAGUGCAGAUAUGAAAAGAGUUGAAUGA
This is a messenger RNA of Sparassis crispa, 1569 nucleotides long. RefSeq lists its product with no specific name. The coding region runs from base 1 to 1569 and encodes 522 amino acids. The record is from RefSeq and is a predicted model, not a curated record. The transcript is spliced from 8 exons. Gene Ontology annotation, biological process: attachment of GPI anchor to protein. Gene Ontology annotation, cellular component: GPI-anchor transamidase complex. NCBI's taxonomy places the organism in Eukaryota, Fungi, Basidiomycota, Agaricomycetes, Polyporales, Sparassidaceae.